UGCUUAAUAUCCCGGAAUACCACUGAUGGCGCCUGUGACGUAUUCCGAAAGCUUUUUCACCAACAUUAUAGUCUUCUAGAAUACGUUUAUGGAACCUAGGAUUAAAAAUAAUUAUUCAAGUAAUUUCAUUUCGAUUGAUUUCACUCUUCAAAUUAUUUGUUCAUAAGAUGCGAGAAUGUUGCUUAGCCGUUGUGGAUAUUCAUUGCAAUCUAGACAUGGAUUUCGAAAGCUUAUACCAGCUACGUUUAGUACACUUUGUAAAACAAAUUACAAUGAUAGACCCUGUAAUAUUAAAUGGGUCACUUGGGAGCAGUCUAGAUCUUACAAAAACUUUGGCCACAAGGAGGUAAAACCACCCCGAAGUGUAUAUAUUAUGGGUUAUACACUCUUACUUGUAUUUAUUGGCCUUUGGAUAGACUGGGAUUGGGUUCUAAAAGGCAAGAGACCUCCAAUGUAUGACAGAAAAUACUAUCCCAAGGUAGAUGCCGCUGAGAUGGUCACUGAAGAUGAAAACGAAGAAGAGAAAAAUGUUGAAACCACUGAACCCGAUGAACACAAGAAGAAGAAAAAGAAGCAGAAAGUUGGAUUUCGAGACAGAAAGAUAAUAGAGUAUGAAAAUAGGAUGCGAGCGUACUCAACGCCAGAUAAGAUUUUUCGAUAUUUCGCGACCGUAAAGGUCACUAGUAUGGAAGGUACUGAUAUCUACAUGACUCCCGAUGAUUUCUUGAGAGCCAUUACUCCUGGCAUGAAACAACCGGAUGGUCUUGGCUUAGAUCAGUACAGGCGUUAUGAUCCAAAGAAUAUUCAUAUGAAAUUAGAACUGGAAUUGGAUCAAAAUAGUAUAUUUUACAAGCUUGGAAGUUCUGGACUUAUUACGUUCUCUGAUUACAUAUUUCUACUCACCGUACUCUCUACCUCGAGACGUCACUUUGAAAUAGCAUUUAGAAUGUUCGAUUUGAAUGGUGAUGGAGACGUCGAUUCUGAUGAAUUUGGAAAAGUUGCCACAUUGAUUCGCCAACAAACAAGUAUUGGCAAUCGACAUCGAGAUCAUGCAAACACUGGUAAUACUUUUAAGGGUGUUAAUUCAGCGCUAACCACAUACUUCUUUGGACCAAAUAUGAAACAGAAAUUAACGAUUGAGAAAUUCUUGGAUUUCCAAGAACAGUUGCAAAAAGAAAUUCUUAAUCUCGAGUUCGAACGUAGAAAUCCCGACGAAAAUGGUAAUAUUUCUGAAGUCGAUUUUACCGAAUUAUUAUUAGCUUAUGCCGGUUAUCCUGAAAAGAAAAAAGCACGGAUGUUGAAGAGAGUGAAAAAGACUUUUAGGGAGAAUCCGAAAGGAAUUAGUAAGGACGAUUACUUAAAGUUCUUCCACUUUUUAAAUAAUAUUAAUGAUGUCGACACGGCUUUGACUUUCUACCACAUUGCCGGCGCGUCGAUUGAUCAAGCAACACUGAAACACGUUGCGAAGACUGUGGCCCAUGUUGACUUAAGUGAUCACGUUAUACAAGUAGUUUAUACUAUUUUCGAUGAAAAUAUGGAUGGUCAACUGAGUAACCGGGAGUUCGUGUCUGUGAUGAAAAAUCGUGUGCUUCGAGGAUUGGAAAAGCCUAAGGAUACGGGAUUCGUUAAGUUGAUUCAAUCAGUACUGAAAUGCGCAAAAAAUACUUAUCCUCUAUCAUUUGAAAAGUAAUGGCAAUUCAAAUUCAGUUGAAAGAAUAAAAUUCGAAGAACGAUGCUUUCCUAUUGUGUUCAGUACACUUUCUUGUCUUUACACGCACAAUGCAUAUUGGCAUUUACACUCUCAACAUUUACUAUAUCUAUAAAUUAUUUUCUCUUUUUUAAUAUUUCGCUUGGAAGUAUUUCAAUGUGUCUAUUCACUUUAUAUGAAUAAUAUUUUCAGUGAUCUUUUCUUCAUAUAAGAUAAACUACUAAUAAAUUAAUAUUGAAAUGACGCUUGUUAA
Molecule: messenger RNA, 1961 nt
Organism: Cephus cinctus (wheat stem sawfly)
Lineage: Eukaryota; Metazoa; Arthropoda; Insecta; Hymenoptera; Cephidae
Gene: MICU1
Product: calcium uptake protein 1 homolog, mitochondrial
Exons: 12
Coding region: 176-1690 (504 amino acids)
Biological process (GO): calcium import into the mitochondrion; mitochondrial calcium ion homeostasis
Cellular component (GO): uniplex complex
Molecular function (GO): calcium ion binding
Source: RefSeq, a predicted model, not a curated record